UCAUAAGUCGGACUCCGAGGAGCCAGGAAGUAACCGUGAGCCAUGCAGCGCGAGGGAUAAAACAGAAGUGAAGCGAGAGAGAGAGAUAGAGAGAAAGAGAGAGAGAGAGAGAGAGAGAGAGAGAGAGGAGUCUAGUUCGGGAGUCUAGUCUGAGUGAGGAGGAAGGAAAAGAGAGAAGGAGAGAAAGAGAGAUAGACUUAUACACACACUCAAAACACAUACACACACGCGCGCACACUCUCUCUUUCUCUCUUUUGUGCCAAAAUAAGGCGAAUAUUACGGCGAGCACGCUGCUCUGCGCGCGCUGCACACACACCGCACGCGAAAGACGGAAGGAAAUAAGAGCGGGAGAAAGAAAGAGAGACAUACACAGAGAGUAAGAGAGAGAGAGAGAGUUGGUUGAGGCGACGUUUCUAUCGGUAAGACUCGGCGGAACAGACCGACCCGACCGUCCAUCGCGCUCAGGAUGCCGCGGGUGGUGCCGGACCAGAGGAGCAAGUUUGAGAACGAGGAGUUCUUCAGGAAACUGAGCCGAGAGUGUGAGAUUAAAUAUACCGGUUUCCGAGACCGACCGCAUGAAGAGAGGCAAGCCCGGUUUCAGAACGCAUGCAGGGAUGGACGAUCAGAGAUAGCUUUUGUGGCGACCGGCACCAAUCUCUCGCUGCAGUUCUUCCCCGCCAACCUGCAUGGAGAGCAGAGGCAGAUGCCCACCCGAGAGUAUGUGGACUUCGAGAGAGAGACAGGAAAGGUGUACCUGAAGGCUCCAAUGAUCUUGAAUGGAGUGUGUGUGAUCUGGAGAGGCUGGAUCGACCUGCAGCGCCUGGAUGGGAUGGGUUGUUUGGAGUAUGAUGACGAACGAGCACAGCACGAGGAUGCUCUGGCUCAGGCAGCUUUUGAAGAGGCUCGCAGGAGGACUCGUGAUUUUGAGGACAGGGACCGUUCACAUCGUGAGGAACUGGAGGACCCUGUGGCAUCAAAAAUCUGGGACUGAUGGCAUUCACGGACCAGGGCGACAGCAGGACCCCAGCCCUGGCUCCAACAUGGGCAACACUGACGAUCACAAGAUGCGCUAGCGGCAAUCAACAAUCAAGUGGGCAGGGGAAGAAUCACACGAUCUCCAUCACCACAGCAAUCUCACAGACCUACAACCCAAUCGCUGAUCACACCAGAGACCAAAGUCAUUCACCACAUUUUUAGGGAUUUUUUUGGGGGGGUGGGGAGUGGGGGGGUUAAGGUGGGUUGAGAGGGUUUGAUGACGGCCCCUCAUUAAACAUGCAGGUGGGGGCGGGUUGUUUAGGACUGGUAUUAAUAUGGUUGUGGGGGAGAAGUUGUAUUUAAUGAACCCUCCCUUGUUCCUAUUUGGGGGUUUUGCACUAUGUGAUACUUUAAAACAAACAGACAAAAAAAGCCCCCACAUUGCCUUUCGGUAUACAAAGUGUUUCUACCUAUGUUUCUUUCAUCCCCUAUGCAAGCUAUAUCUUAUUAUUUUUUGGCACUAUUGUAAUGAAAUGGCAUUCUUAUUAUUUUAUUCAUAUUUGUUUGUGUGAAAGUCAAGAUGUUUACUUUUUUGUAUUUUUAUUUUCUAUAUAUAUAUAAAUAUAAACGUGUGUGCUUUCGUAGGAGUUAAUGUCGCUAGCAAAAUUCAUGCUCUUGGGUAGAAAAAAAGGAAAGUGAAAAAAGAAGCUGCUGAUCUUGUUGACGAGGAAGGCUUUUCGUUCUCUCAUCAUCUCCUGUGCUCUAGAAGUCUUCCAUUCUUAUCCCAUUAGAGUCGUCAAAACACACUUUGAAUGCGAACCGAGCUGCAGGAAGCAUGUUUUAAGGUCAACUGUGCUUGUUGUGUCUUCCAUGUAAAGCAAAACACAAAGAGACUUUUUUGUUUUCUGUAUUUUUUCCCUUAUUUUCAUCAUGUGAAUUUUUGUCAACUGUUUGUUCUGAUUCAGGGUCUUUUUUCUGUCUUCGCCUCAACAGAAAAUGUAGGCCACCUUUUCCACCUUGUGGUGCUGCAACCCCUCAAGUUUAUUAAAUAUGCAGCAUUACUCUUCUGUUUGGUUAAAUCGUAAUACAGCGAGAAAGUAGAAUAUUGUGCUUCCGGUAUCACUGUUAUUUUCUGUUUUCUCUCGUAUCCUCGUCGUUCUGUCCUCUAUGGUGGUUGUUUUUCCCCUCUGCUUUCAGAUGCACUAGUGAAGUCAGGCAUGUUUGAAAAUGUGGGGUACACUUUACUUAAGGAAAGGUGAGGUAGUGUUGGUAGAGUUGGCAAUGGAUGGAUUUUAGAAAGUAAAAAAGAAAAGAGACAAGUGUGUUGAAAAGUGGGUCAAGUUCAAAGUAUUGUUUUUUUCACACAGCCAAAGAAAUGGGACUAGCAAUGUUCUAAGAUUGGAAACAAGCAGUUGUAGUUCACUGUAGCUGUAAUCUGCACUUGUUGAGUAAUUAGUUGGUAGUGUAAGCAGUGUGACCUUGGAGUUUCCCAAACCCAAGCUCCCAAGCUUUGAAAACACUCUAAAUGCACUGACAUGCAAGAAAAAAAAAAGAACUGGUAUCAUAUACCAUCACUUCUACCAUGUCCCAUAGAAGCUGGCCAGACCUGUGAAAUGUGUGUAGAGUCUCCUGCAUUGAAUGUGGAUGUUAUUUCUACCAGAGAUGCUUGUUUGUUUGCAUGGACAAAACCCACUGCACUAUCCACUGUAGGUGGUAAUACCUUCUAUUAUGUAUUCCCAGUACACUUAUGACACUGUGGAUCAAGAAAUGCUAAAUGCACAUACAACUUCAAAAAUUAAAUGUCCAAUCUAUUUGGCAUCCAAUAUUAGGCUUUCAAUAUUAUCCCACAACAUAUACAGAAACAGUUUAUAAUCAAUGUAUGUUCUGCUGUCCCAUAAAUUUGGCAUGUCAGUGUAGAAUUCUCAGUCAAAAGUUUGCAGUGAGUGGUAUCUUAAAGAUACAGGAUAGAGUGAUCCAUACUGACUAAAAGGAUGCAGGUUUAGCUUGCUCCUCUUGCUAGAAAGUUACGUCUCUUGAACAAAAUGUGCUUACAGUAACCCAUUCAUUUCUGUUUCUACUCCCACUCAACACAGCCAGCCAUGCUGCUAGCAGUGGGAAUUACUAGUAAACCAUAAGAAUGAUCUUUGUAUGUUUUGUUCAAUCUCUUUCCAAUUCCAAUUUCCAACUUCCAUUGCAGUGCUUUUAGUGACAAAAAGCCUUAAUGGUUUGGAGGGCAAGUGAAAGAAGAUGUGCAAGUGAUAGAAGUUGGUUGAGAAGCAGUUGAGAAGGAGCAGUGCAGGAUCAGAGAUGGGAUAUAUACUAUUACAGUAGAAAAGGUAAAGAAGAAUGUGAUUUGAUUCCGCUACUUCCAUAUAUAUUUAUAUGUAUUAUAGACCAGGAUCUCAAUUACAAAAACCUGCUGUCUCAGCUUCCUUAGAAGGUUUUCAGCUACUUCAGCCAUAAAUACUUAAUAUAAGCCACACUGCAUUACCUCAUUAAAUGCACAUGGACAGUAGCUCAUACCAUGUUGAAAAUAAUGUAGUACCCAGCUUUUGUCUUAAAUUGGUCUGAGAUGUAGCCUAUUAUUUAAAUAUAGACUACCUCUAGCUACAACCAAAAAGUAGUUUUGUAGCAGAUCUAUGUUUGCGAAGACAGAAGAAUAAUGUAUUAAGUCAGAAAUGUCUCUACAUUACAAAUGCUGCUGUUGAGAAGAAUGUGCUGUGUAAGGUAUUUAUUCCUAAGGUGACAUUUUUACCACCAAAUGAUCAGAGACAAGGAGCAAGAGGUCGCUUUGGAGGCCCAAUAUUUUGUAAUACUAUUCAAAGACGGAAAUCAGUGGCCUAACUAGAGUUAAUGUUGCAGUUAUGCUAUGAUUUGUCAUUUUAUUAUGCGGCAGAAAAUAGGAAACCCUCUCGCAGACCCCUCUUCCCCCUUCCAGGUGUGUCUUGUGCUGUGUGUCAAAAAUACCGUUGCUGGUCCUGUAAGAUUCUGCAUCAUCCUUUUACUUAAUGCUGGCAUUAAGGCAAGAUACACACCAGGGAAUGGAUUUUCUCACAUUUCAUUUUUUUAAUAAAUGGUUUAUUUUCUUAAUUAUCUUUAAGUUAUUGAUGCAGGAUUGCCUUUUCAUUUUCAGGUCAUGCUAUGAAGAAAUGUGUAUUUUUGUGUUUUUAUUGCUACCUUUUCCCAAAAUUCCCUCAGGAAUUAGGGAUGCUUUUUCUAUGUUUUAUGGUUUUAGCUUUUUUUUUUUUUGCAUUUUCAGUGGGGAGGACUGUUUAUUGAAGUGUUAUGUUUGACUUGUUUCUAAAUAAACUUUCAACAAACCUC
This is a messenger RNA of Astyanax mexicanus (Mexican tetra), 4299 nucleotides long. RefSeq names its product core-binding factor subunit beta (gene cbfb). Gene Ontology annotation, cellular component: nucleus; core-binding factor complex. The transcript is spliced from 7 exons. The record is from RefSeq and is a predicted model, not a curated record. NCBI's taxonomy places the organism in Eukaryota, Metazoa, Chordata, Actinopteri, Characiformes, Acestrorhamphidae. Gene Ontology annotation, molecular function: transcription coactivator activity; sequence-specific DNA binding. Bases 467 to 991 code for a protein of 174 amino acids. Gene Ontology annotation, biological process: regulation of transcription by RNA polymerase II.